ACAAGAAAAUAACCAGAUGAGUCAAAAUCCCCAACUGAAUAAUUCUGCCAAAUUUUGACUAGGAUCCUGCAUGGAACUGGUCAAGAACAGACAUUCCAAAUCCUUAAAAAAUACACGUAUGAUCCGGAUCUUGAUAAGAAAAUACAAGAAACCAGUUAAGAUAUUUCCAGAUUUGUGUUUAGAGACUAUUCAAAAUUUAAUUUUCAGGAUCCUGUAAGGAACCUAGCCAGAAUGAAUGAGAUGAAACGGUUUCCUCACGUUCUUAGCUAAGUUCAGAUCAGGAUCUGUUCAAAAUUUAAAGGGUGGGUGGGUGUGGGUGUUGUCUUUUCUUCCUCCACACCCACACGCCCACACCCACCCACCCACACCCACACACCCCACUCACACCCACCCACCCACACCCACACACCCCACCCACACCCACACACCCACAGCCACACCCACCCACACCCAAGGAGAUUUUCAUCAUUCACUAGAUAGAAUGUUUAAGCAUCAACUAAUGAGAAGAACAUCUCUGUCAUCAAAUUCAAUCGAUCAUUUCAAGUAUUAAAUUAGCCAAAUUCAACCUUAAUGAUGACAACAGGAGAUGAAGGUGUGCAUUUCUUAAUGGAUUAUGGUGUGAAUUGAAAUUUCUUCGUCUAUCAAAUAAUGAAAGUAUUAGUAAUUGAAAUGUCAAAUAUAAUGAUUCGAAUGUUGAAAUAGAAUUAGACAUUGAUGGACUCGGAUAUUCUAUCGGUUUCAUCUUUCCAAACAUGGAAUAACAGGACUUUUCUACAGUGGAGUUUCUUCAAACGAAGAUUAACGACAAUUUUAGAUGGAUUUGAAAAUCAUUAAAAACAUCUUGUCGGUCAAAACAGAUUCGGUAAAGGUAUUAAUUUGAUGAAGUAUAAGAUGAUUAAUACAUUUUCUCAUCUUCAUUCUCAAGCGGUAAUCAUAGAAGAAAAUUAGAUUUAUCUGUCAUCAUGAUCUCGUUUGAAGGAAUUAGACUCACCUUCACCCUCAAAAUAGUAUGAAUGAAGUACAUUUUUCUUUUUAGACUUUAUUAGGUCGGAUCAAGCGCAAACACGCUCGAUCCAAGAGAAAGAUAAUCCACAGGCAUCAGCACACGCACUAUCAAAAUACCUCUGUCAGAGGAUUUUCGUUUUUUUUGCUCAAUGAAAUCUCUGUGGUUUUACUAUGCUAGCAGACAGCAUACAAACAAUCUCUAAUAGUCAUAUGACAAGCUAAUAUUGCAUGGCAACGGUUCUCAUCGUGAUGUAAUGAUGACUCAAUUCUCUUCUUUUCUGUCAGAUGAUGAUAAAACUUUGUUUUUUUUUAUAUUCAUCCUAGUCAAAAAAAAACAAAUUAGAGUUAGAGAAUAAUAGAAGAUGAAUAAUCAAAGGUAAGACAGAACUGACGAAAGUGUCGGCUGAAAAAAACACGAACAGAAACUACAUGCAAAGACAUUUUAUUUGACCUGAAGAAGAAUAAAAGCAAAGUUAAAAUACAAAUUUCAUCAUUUACUAUUGGACGAUGCGAUUCAAUCAAUAUCAUCUCUUCUUACACUUCCAGUGCAGGUUCUCUAUGGCAUUUUGGGCCCACUUGAUGCAGAAGAUAUUAUUUUUUCAUUUCGUUAUGUUUGGAGACGAUUUUACGCGAUGACCAAUACCUAUAAUCGAUAUACGAUGAAAAUAACAAGUGAAUCACAGAAAACCGAUAUCAAUCUUAUCUGUCGAAUAGUUCCAUUCGAAAAUUUCAUUUCAUUGGUCAUUCGAAUCACUUGUGACAUGUCAACUCCUUUUCUAUCGUGUCUUUCAUCGACCCAUAUUGAUUACUUCACUCGACUUCGUUUUGUUGAGAAUUUAUUGCAACAAAGAAUGAAACCUGACAACGGCUUGUCUUCUAUUCCUUCCAUCUUUACUCUCACUUCACUAUCACUGAUUAUGAAGAACAAUAAUCAGUUACAAGAUGAGACAAUUGUUCGUCUUUCUUCGAUUAUCGGACCGUCAAAAUUUCAUCAGCUCAUUUUAUGUGUUGAUAUAUCUACAAUGAAUAAAAUAAAUUGGUCAAAUUUAUUUCAAUUCCAUCGAUUAUUUAUUAGAGAGUGUUUUUAUCAACAAUUUUGUUCUAUUCUUUAUCAUUUAUCAAAUCUUCAAACAUUUUCAUUAAGCGAUUGUUAUAUCAAUGAAACUAUUCAAAACGAUCUUUUCAAAACCAAAUCUUCGAUUGACUUCGUUGACAUUGAGAAAUGCGAGUAUGUCAAUUGAUCAACUUGAAUUGCUUCUUUUGCUGACACCCUCACUUGUUCAUCUCGAUGUAAAGACUAAUCGACAAGUGUCAUUCAAUUUCCUUCAACGUUUCUUUCAAUCGGAAAUAUUUCUUUGUUAAAAACUUCGUUUACUUGAAAAAUUUAAGUUUGUCAUUAAUAUUUGUGAGUAUCAAUUUGAAGCUAUUGAAUCGAUUCUCGCUGCUUUUCGUACACCAUUCUGGUUAGAGGAUAAACGUUGGUUUAUCACUUGUCAAUUAAUUGCCGAUAAUGUAUCAAAUUCUGGUCUUAUUCUCUAUUCAUCUGAAGGAACAUGGAAUGAAUUUCCUUUCAACACCCGAGAAAAUGCUUUAUCAUACUUUACUUUUACUACAAAAGAUGAUAAUGCAGCAAAUAUGAACAGUAAAUGGUAUGUUCGUUCCGAUUUGGCUCGAAUGGCAGCAGCGCAUCAACAGGCCAUAUUUAAACUUAUUCGUCAAAUUUCAUCACAAUUCAAUGAUAGACAAAUGAAUAUUGAUCUUCCUCGAACAACAACUACGGGAGCUUGUAUUCCUGCUACAGCUCAAUUCGAAGAAGUUCAUGAAAUGUUGAAUAUCUUGGCAGGUGGCAUCGAAGCAUUGGCUAAUAAUGAACAACGUCUAAGUAAUGAAUCAUUCCAAAUGCAAAUUACACUUACAAUAUUGAAAGAAGAAUCAUCGAAGUUAAAAUAA
Rotaria sordida is the source of this 2955-nucleotide messenger RNA. NCBI's taxonomy places the organism in Eukaryota, Metazoa, Rotifera, Eurotatoria, Philodinida, Philodinidae. The record is from the annotation of a GenBank genome assembly.